UCCAUGGAGGGCACGACAUGUAUAUGUGUCUCAGAGUUGGGAAAAUGUAAAGUACUUAGAUCAGGUAACGUGACUGCAGCCAACAGCGGGCACUCUGUGACUCACGGGAACGCGCAGUUCUAACAUAUACUACUUUUAAUGGAGGAUCUGAGGCUUCACCCUGCAGCUUAGAUGUAGCUAACGCUUCAUGUAUAUGGUGAGUUUUUCUUUCAGGUGAGCAGGACAACAUGAAACAGAACAUGAAAAGAGGGUGGUUUAUUGGACAUGAGAGGAUUCCCCUUUCACAGGAUGAGACUCCCAGCUCUUCCAGCAGUGUCUCAAUGCCCUGCAUUACUAUCAAAGUGACUGAAAUGCUUCAAGCUGACAAACCUGAUGCUGCAAAGAAGACAAUUCCAAUCCGCCCCCCGACUCCCAGAGUAUCUCUGACAAAAGCACCAGAGCUUCAUCGCAGUCUAUCCUGUGAACCCACGCCUAAACCCAUCAUCAGACAGCGAUCCCACUCUCUGCCUUCCACCGCAGAGAAGAAGAAGCAAUUCAGAAAUGUUGGCGUACGGUUUGUUGACUCUUUGGGGCUCGACCUGGAGGACAUAAAGCUUUUCAAAUCUGCCGAUCAUCCAUCUGUACCGCAUCAUGUUGCCUUUAGAUUGUUGAUGGGUGCAGAGUUGGCAGAUGGAAGGCAUCUCGAGAUAUCUCUGCCAUACUUAAAGCCAGUUUUUGCCCAGCAACCUGGUGACCAGCAAGGAUUCCUGCAUCGCCUCCAUGAGCAAAAAGUGUGCCUGGAGAGAGUCUUGUGUUUUGAACUGUGUGUUAUCGGAAUCACCCAGGUCCUCAAUAUGGACUUUGAGAAAGAUGUCAUAGCUCGUUAUUCAUUUACAGAGUGGAAGAGCAGCUCAGAAACUAAAGCCUAUUGGGUGUCCACCAAGGCCUGGGAAGGAGGAGAGGGUCAACUUACUUGUGAUACCUUUCGUUUCCACCUGCCUGUUCCUCCAUUCCUGCAUCCGGGAGCAGUGUUACAGUUUGCCAUUCAAUACAAAGUCUGUGGGACUGAAUAUUGGGACAACAAUAAUGGAGAGAAUUAUAAGUUAGUGUGCCAUAACUACAAGCUUGUUGUGCCCAAAGAAUGUGAAGAUAGCAUGGUGCACUUCAUUUAGGGUGGUGACUAAAGGUACAACUUUAAUUUAGAGCACUUUAUGACUACUUUUCUCAGAUAAACCUAUUGUAUAUGAAUAACCGCUUUUGACAUAUAAUGUUAAUUCUGGAGACUGCAGGUGAUAUCUUUGAAUCGAAUGAGAUUCAAUAAAAACUGACAACUCUGGACAAACCAAGUCAGGUUGCACACUCAAUGCACCUGAAACUAACUUGAGUGCCACUGUUUUACUUUUGGGCUUCCUUUUUAAAAAUUGCACUCUAUUAUUUUAUCUUUGGGCUGAUUUUUAGCCAAUAGAAGAAGUGAAACCCACUGAGCAAUAUGAAAUGAAUGCAUGUCAGUCCACCAUUAUCUAGCUGGGUGUCUGACUUGGAAUAUCAGUUUAUACAUUGCAGGAAUUUUGUCUGCAAAACAAAUUGCUCUGUAUUCAGAGUUUAUUUUUGUCAAACCAAAUGCCAUAACCAUGCAAUAGAUGAAUCAGAAAUGAACGCAUAUUUUGUUUAACAAUAAAGCACAAUUCCACAUAA
This is a messenger RNA of Trematomus bernacchii (emerald rockcod), 1674 nucleotides long. It is a transcript of the gene ppp1r3da, whose product is annotated as protein phosphatase 1, regulatory subunit 3Da. The transcript is spliced from 2 exons. Gene Ontology annotation, cellular component: protein phosphatase type 1 complex. The record is from RefSeq and is a predicted model, not a curated record. Gene Ontology annotation, molecular function: glycogen binding; protein phosphatase 1 binding. Bases 228 to 1151 code for a protein of 307 amino acids. Gene Ontology annotation, biological process: regulation of glycogen biosynthetic process. NCBI's taxonomy places the organism in Eukaryota, Metazoa, Chordata, Actinopteri, Perciformes, Nototheniidae.